GAGGAGGAGGAGGGGGAGAAGGACAAAGACGUGGAGGAGGAGGGGGAGGAGUUAGGACGGCGACAACAACGAGGAGGGGGACCACGACGAAGAUGGACAAAGAAGAGCGAAGAAGAGCGAAGAAAAGAAAAGCGGUUCAAUGACGAGAAAGACGAGUAGGAGGUUGAGACAUGCGUGCAUGAGGAGCAUAGCGGGAGAUAGACGUGCAGGAGGAGCGAGAGGAGGACGUGCAGGAGGAGCGAGACGAUUGAUGACGAUGGGAAGGAGGAGAAGGGUCGAAAAGCCUCGAGCCCCGCAUUGCUCUCCAAGCUCGUCCCACGUGCAUUUCCCAAUGGCACGAACGAAAGUGUUUGUCGUCUACUACUCCAUGUACGGCCACGUGGCCAAGCUGGCACAACAGAUCAAGAAAGGGGUUGACAGCGUGGCAGGCUGUGAGGGCCAUCUGUUUCAAGUGCCUGAGACUCAGUCGGAAGCAGUGUUGCAGAAAAUGCACGCUCCGCCUAAGCCAGCUGAGAUCCCGGUGAUCACUCCGGCGAAGCUGGCAGAAGCAGACGGAAUAGAGUUGUUUGAGUGGUACUAUUUUUGUCAAGCGCAACGGGAGGACUUUUUUGCACUUGCGAAACCCCGUGAUGGCCAUCCAACCAUUGCAAAAAUGCAGGCCUUGGCAAAGGAGUUAUCUGUCGUGCUUCCGGUGAGCUUUUUCGAGCGUUCAAACAAUGCAUUUUACAACUCGCUGGUGGUGAUUGACGCUGACGGGACCAAUCUUGGGAUUUACCGCAAGUCUCAUAUACCGGAUGGGCCAGGCUAUCAGGAGAAGUUUUACUUCAAUCCUGGUGAUACAGGUUUCAAGGUUUUCAAAACCAAGUACGCUGAUAUUGGCGUAGGCAUAUGCUGGGACCAGUGGUUCCCAGAGGCUGCCAGGGUAAUGGUGCUGAAGGGUGCAGAACUGCUGCUGUACCCAACUGCCAUUGGUAGUGAACCGCAAGAUCCAACGCUCGACUCACGGGAGCAUUGGACGCGUGUAAUGCAAGGCCAUGCUGGAGCAAACAUGAUUCCUCUCGUUGCAUCGAACCGGGUCGGCGAGGAGGAGAUUCAGACAGAGCAUGGGAAAAGCUUUAUCAAGUUCUAUGGAAAAUCGUUCAUUGCAGGUCCUACUGGUGAGAUCGUUCAGCAGGCGAACGAUUCAGACGAGGAGGUGUUGGUGGCGACGUUUGAUCUUGAGAAGCUUAGGUCACAGAGGGCCAGUUGGGGAAUAUUCCGGGACAGAAGGCCUGAUCUUUACAGACCCCUCUUAACCCUCGAUGGUGCCAUGGAUAGGACCGCGAACCUAGCAGUCCUUAGCCUGCUGGCUGCAAUGGCUCAAGUUAACGCUGCAGCCCCUAACACGCCUGCAGCGUGCCUGCAGCAGCAAUCUCCUGCUUCCCCAGCAAUCAAUGCGCCAGCAGCGUUUGACCCGCAUGCAGAACCGACUGUGCAAGUUGUCGAGAACCAGCUCACCGAUGCUCUGCGCACAUUGGCACAGGUUGGAGGACACAUACAUCUGCUUCAGCAGCGUCUUGCUAAGCAAUGGGGUGGGCUGCCUUUACCAAACACAGCUGCAUCAAUCGCAACACCAGCUUCCUGUGCUGGUCAGCGGGCCACACGGGCCCUUUCCCAUCUGCCUCCCGUGCAGCCGUCGCUGUCGGAUCAUGUGGUAUCCGUGACAGCAUACAUGCAAGGUGGAGCAUGCAUGUCACCAUUGGUGCCCUGCACAACAGGUGCUGAGCUUGGAGACGGUCUUCCUUCUCAGUCGCCACAACGACUUGACGGUCAAGUUGUGCCCACGGUGUGUGAUAUUCCGUCAUCAUCUCUUCAGACACCGCAAGGUCCAUCAGCCCAGCAACCUGCCGAAGGGCAUGAUGGGGCAGGGGAGUUUGUGCUCAUACCUGCAGACGUUCAGCAAGCAAGACUGCGGGCUUUUGCAAACAUGUUGCAGGGGGUACCUGGGCAAAAUCAACCCUCGGCACAUGGGAAGAGUGAUGGCGGCAAGAAUGAUGCAGAGUGUGCAGGACGAUGCACGCCUCUGCAGUCCGCUUCUGGUGGAAGAGAGAAGCGGAAAGCCCCCAUGAGCCCAUCUUCUUCCUGCUCGUCUGCUGCCGACACAGAUGGCGAUGCGGAGAGUCCACCUGUCAUGGAGCUUGUGAGCAGCGGUGAUGCCGCCUUAACAUCAUUGUUCACAAUCACAGCAGGAAGAUGGUACAACAGCAUCGUAGAGCUGCGAGCAGCUCUUCGGCAGACAGCUGUUGCCAUGAACUUCGAGUACAGCGUUGUCAGAUCUUCGCCACAGCGUUUCAUUGCCCGGUGCCGUGUGCCAGAUUGCCCAUGGCGAAUCCGCGCAAUGGCUCCUCGGGGCGGCCUGCGAUGUGUUGUGCAAGAAGUUACCGAGCACUCCUGCAGUGGAUCCACUAGCGUCAAGAACCGCCAUGCCGGCAAGGCCUGGGUGGCCGACAUGUUCACGGCCAAGCUGCGGCAUUCCCCAACGUACCAUGCCCAGGACAUUGUGAACGACUUGGUCCGCAGUGUUGGAGUCCAUGUCACGUACAAGACAGCGUUGCGUGCACGCGAGCUAGCUCUGGAGCGAAUGAGUGGGCCACCGGAAAAGGGCUACGUAAACCUGCCCUCGUACUGCCGUGCUCUGAAAGACCAGAACCCUGGCUCCGUCGCAUUUGUGGAAUGUGUGGAAGGCACAGACAGGUUCAACAGGUUCUUUUUUGCAUUUGGGGCGAGCCUAGGGGGAUUCAGGCACUGCAGGCCCCUUAUUGGUUUGGACGCUGUACUUCUCUCUGGAAGGUACCCUGGAGUCCUACUCGGCGCCACCAGUAUUGAUAGCAUGGACGAACCCUUUCCUCUUGCGUGUGCGGUUGUGAACUCGGAGGACAGGAAUAAUUGGGCAUGGUUUUUGAAGGCAUUACGUGAUGCUCUGGGCCAAGGCGGCGGGCCUGAGAGGACAUUUACCUUUAUCUCUGACAGGGAGAAUGGAGUUGUGGAAGGGGUGACGGACAUUUUCCUAGAUGCCCCUCACAGUUUCUGCAUGAAGCAUCUUAUCAAGAGGAUAAAGUCGCGUUUCAAGACGAAGGGUCUGGGGACCCUGAUGUGGAAGGCUUACCGUGCCAUGACCACAAUUCUGUUUGACCAAGUGAUGGACAAGUUACGAGAGCAGGAACCGAGAGUUGUUCCAUGGCUGGAGGAGUCUGCACCACCCUGUUAUUGGGCAACUGCCCACUUCAAGGGUGAGCGCUUCGGCCAUCACACAUCCAAAAUAGCAGUGUCAGCAACCAAUGCGUUUGUUGGUGCGUGCAGCCAGUCACCCACUGCUCUGUGUGACAGUGUUUGCCAGAUUGUGGGACAGUGGUUUCAGGAGAGGAGGAAGCAGUCAGAGCAGAUGGGUGGAUUGGUUGUCCCUCUUGUGGCAGAGCGACUAGCGGCGACGAGGGAAAGGGCUCAGACAUGUGUGGUCGAGCCACUGACAACGACCUCAUUCAAGGUCUGCAGCAACAGCACUGCUGAGGUGCGACCUGUGUACCAGCUAGUUGAUCUCGAACAUCGGACAUGCACGUGCGGCGGUUGGCAAACACGUGGGUGGCCAUGCAAACAUGCAGCAAGUGCCAUUAUGUCUCAGAACGGGAUUCUGGAGGAGUGGUGCAGCCCAUAUUUCACCGUGGAAUGCCUGAAGUUGACAUACGAGGGGGCUGUCCAUGUCAUGCCCACUGUGCAAGAGUUGGGCCCACAAAAGGGUGAGCCAAACAUUGGCCCGCCACUCACAAAGCGCCAGAAGGGUCGACCAAAGGUGCGACGUAUCCGAGAUGUGGCUGAGCUGUACAAAAGGGGUCAGCGAUGUAGCCAUUGCAAAAAAGCUGGCCAUAAUAGGGCAACAUGCAAGGAGUCACCCUCUAAGGUGGCAGCACAGGCUGCUGCAACAGCUGCAGCUGUUGCUCGUGCCCUUAGGGGCAGUGCGCAAGGCGCUACGGAGGGUGCCACUGCCAAAGGGCGACACGACAGGCGAGUCCCCCGACUUGCUGUGCGCGCGCAGAGGAGGAGUCAGACGUAGGCACAAGGACGGGUGCACAGAGAGAGAGAGAGAGAGAGAGAGAGAGAGAGAGAGAGAGAGAGAGAGAGAGAGAGAGAGAGAAGGGGGGGGGGGGGCAGGAAAAGUGAUUUGUCUGUAUUUUUUGAACUUUUUUCCCUUUCGGUAGGCUGUUUUUGGUCUUCUGUGGUUCACAAUUUUCUUUUUCCCAGUCUGCAGUUUGCAGUCAGUUCCAAAUGUUAUUUUGUGAUUUAGAAACUGUCAUUGAGUUUUUAGAUCAGUUUCUGAGUCAGCCUUCUUUUUUUUUUCCUCCCUCAGGAACUGCAUUGCCUUCGUGCAAUUCCGAUCAUGCAAUGUGUCAUUAUCUGCACUUUCUCUCCGCUCCCCCUCCCCCCGGCCUUGAUUCACCGACCCUCAACUGUGUUGUUUGUACUCUAGUUCCACAAUUUUUGCGA
Molecule: messenger RNA, 4518 nt
Organism: Chara braunii
Lineage: Eukaryota; Viridiplantae; Streptophyta; Charophyceae; Charales; Characeae
Source: the annotation of a GenBank genome assembly